GUGUUUUGCACAUUGGUUGGCGUGACCAGCGAUGUCCCUUCCCCGUGCCCCCUGCUCCCCCCAGGCCUGGCCACCUCUGGACUUGCUCUGCUUCAGCCGGGAUCCUGCUGUCUAACCUCCACUCCUCCCGCUGCAAAGUCAGCUCCUCCUCUGUGCAGGGAGUGCGAGCGCCUCCGGAGACAAAACCCAAUCAGAGCUCCCUCCAGGAAAGUGGCUACAGUCAUCUGCACCUCAUCCCUGCCUCCAAACAGGAGCUUCCCACUUUUAUGGGGGAGGGGUGUGUCUCUUUCCAGGAGCCCUUGGUCCUCCUCCCUACAGUCCAAGUCUGAGUCCCUCCUCUUCCCCCUUUGACCAAUGGGAAGUCCCUCCGGCUGUCUAACCUUCAUCCCUCCAGCUGCAACAUCACCCCGGAGCUCGGUGAGCUCUCCCUCCCCACCCCUUCUGCCCUCCCUCUCUCCUCCAGGUCCUCGGCUCCUCAUCCCCGCAACGAUGUCCUACUUCGCUCGUCCUUGCUCUCGCCGCUGCGGUCGGGAACCGACACAGAAAAGGCAGUGGGUCCCGUGACCGUCCCGAGACCCCCGCGUUCCCGGCCAGGGGGCGGGGGCGGCCCCAGGGAAAGGCGGGGCGGGGGCGGGGGUAAGAAAGGGGGUUUUGUGCUGCGCCCGGCGGGCCGGCGCCCUCUCCCGAGCAUCCUGCGGGCCCUGCCUCUCCGCGCGUCCGCGCAGUCCCCGACGCAGUCUCCGCGGCAGCCGGAGAUCCGAGCCGAGGACCCAGAGGCCCCUCCGGAGGAGGUGACAAACUUCGCAGUGCCGCCCCCGGCCCCGACUCUCGUCCCUCCACCGGCCUGCGGCAUGGCCCCACAGCUUCUGCCCCUGCUGGCGGCCCUGGCCCUGGCACAGGUCCCUGCAGCCUUAGCUGAUGUCCUGGAAGGGGACAGCCUCACCGACGUCUCCCUGGCACUGAGCGAGCUGCGGCCCAACGACUCGGGCAUCUACCGCUGCGAGGUCCAGCAUGGCAUCGAUGAUAGCAGUGAUGCUGUGGAGGUCAAGGUCAAAGGGGUCGUCUUUCUCUACCGAGAGGGCUCUGCCCGCUACGCUUUCUCCUUUGCCGUGGCGCAAGAGGCCUGUGCCCGCAUCGGAGCCGCAAUUGCAACCCCGGAGCAGCUGUAUGCCGCCUACCUUGGGGGUUAUGAGCAGUGUGAUGCCGGCUGGCUGGCCGACCAGACCGUGAGGUACCCCAUCCAGACCCCACGGGAGGCCUGUUAUGGAGACAUGGAUGGCUUCCCUGGGGUCCGGAACUACGGAGUGGUGGACCCGGAUGACCUCUACGAUGUCUACUGUUACGCUGAGGACCUAAAUGGAGAACUGUUCCUAGGUGCCCCUCCAGGCAAGCUGACGUGGGAGGAGGCACGGGAGUACUGCCGGGAGCGGGGUGCGGAGAUUGCCACCACGGGCCAGCUCUACGCAGCCUGGGACGGUGGCCUGGACCGCUGCAGCCCAGGCUGGCUGGCCGACGGCAGCGUGCGCUACCCCAUUGUCACACCCAGCCAGCGCUGUGGUGGGGGCCUGCCUGGUGUCAAGACUCUCUUCCUCUUCCCCAAUCAGACCGGCUUCCCCAACAAGCACAGCCGCUUCAACGUCUACUGCUUCCGAGACUCUGUCCAGCCCUCUGCCGUCCCUGAGACCUCCAACCCAGCCUCCGAUCUGGCCUCUGAUGGACUGGAGGCCAUUGUCACGGUGACAGAGACCCUGGAGGAACUGCAGCUGCCCCAGGAAGCUGUGGAGAGUGAGUCCCGUGGGGCCAUCUACUCCAUUCCCAUCCUGGAGGAUGGGGCAGGUGGAAGCUCGACUCCAGAAGACCCAGCAGAGGCCCCUAGGACCCUCCUAGAAUUCGAAACCCAAUCCAUUGUAACACCUGAGGAGUCCUCAGAGGAAGAGGACAAGGCAUGGGAGAAAGAAGAGAAAUACAAGGCUGAAAAAGAGGAGGAGGAAGAAGAAAAGGAGGAGGAGGUGGUGGAGGAUGAGGACCUGUGGGCAUGGCCCAGCGAGCUUAGUGGUCCGGGUCCUGAGGCUACUCUCCCCACUGAGCCAGUCUUGGAGGAGUUGCCCUCCCAGGAAACCCUGCCAGCAAGAACAACCCUGCAGCCUGGUGCAUCAUCUCUUCCUGAUGGAGAAUUGGAAGCUCCCAGGCCUCCCAGGGUCCGUGGACCACCUCCGGAGACUCUGCCCACUGCUAGGGAGGGGAAACUGCCAUCCCCGCCCCCUUCCACUCCUCUUGGGGCAAGAGAAGUUGGGGAGGAAACUGGGGGUCCUGAGCUAUCUGGGGUCUCUCGAGGAGAGAGUGAAGAGACAGGGAGCUCCGAGGAUGCCCCUUCCUUGCUUCCAGCCACAAGGGCCCCUGAGGGUACCAGGGAGCUGGAGGUUCCCUCUGAAGAGAAUUCUGGAAGAACUGACCCAGCAGGGACCUCAGUGCAGGCCCAGCCAGUGCUGCCCACUGACAGCGCCAGCCGAGGUGGAGUGGCCGUGGCCCCCUCUUCAGGUGACUGUGUCCCCAGCCCCUGCCACAAUGGUGGGACAUGCUUGGAGGAGGAGGAGGGGGCCCGCUGCCUGUGUUUGCCUGGCUAUGGGGGGGACCUGUGCGAUGUUGGCCUCCGCUUCUGCAGCCCGGGCUGGGAUGCCUUCCAGGGCGCCUGCUACAAGCACUUUUCCACGCGGCGGAGCUGGGAGGAGGCGGAGACCCAGUGCCGGCUGCAAGGCGCGCACCUGACCAGCAUCAGCACCCCCGAGGAGCAGGACUUCGUCAACAAUCAAUACCGGGAGUAUCAGUGGAUCGGGCUCAACGACAGGACCAUCGAAGGCGACUUCCUGUGGUCGGACGGCGUCCCCCUGCUUUAUGAGAACUGGAACCCUGGGCAGCCCGACAGCUACUUCCUGUCUGGAGAGAACUGCGUGGUCAUGGUGUGGCACGAUCAGGGACAGUGGAGCGACGUGCCUUGCAACUACCACCUGCCCUACACCUGCAGGAUGGGGCUGGUGUCCUGUGGGCCCCCACCGGAGCUGCCCCUGGCUCAAGUGUUUGGCCGCCCACGGCUGCGCUAUGAGGUGGACACAGUGCUUCGAUACCGGUGCCGAGAGGGGCUGGCCCAGCGCAACCUGCCUCUGAUCCGCUGCCAGGAGGACGGUCGCUGGGAGCCCCCCCAGAUCUCCUGUGUGCCCCGCAGACCUGCCCGAGCUCUGCACCCACUGAAGGCCCCAGAAGCACAGCAAAGGAGGCUGCUGGGACGCUGGGAGGCGCUGUUGGCCUCUCCUCCCAGUCCCCCUCCAGGUCCCUAGGGGGCCGGGGUUCUCACCCCAGUCGGACCUCACACCCUGGGGUCUUCCCAUCACGGGAAGUUACGGCAUGAGAGGGGUGGAGCUACAAUCCGGGGGGUGGUGCCUGCAAGGGGCUCCUGGGACAUACCUGGGAGGCUCCAGCACAGCACAGGCUCUCUCUCUCUCCACCCCAUAACCCGGGCAUCAGGGUUUCCCCUCAGGGCAGUGGAGAAAGUCCCCAAGUGCCUCAGCUGCCCUCUCCCUGCCAGCCACGCAGUCCCUCCGUUCCUCUAGGGGGCACUGUCUCCCUCAUCCUUGAGUUGCUAAGAGAAUGGACGGGUCAGCAGGGUGGGAGCGCCAGUAAACCAGCAGGAAAUAAAGCUGCAUUUGAGCCUCAA
Messenger RNA from Oryctolagus cuniculus (rabbit), 3709 nucleotides. NCBI's taxonomy places the organism in Eukaryota, Metazoa, Chordata, Mammalia, Lagomorpha, Leporidae. The record is from RefSeq and is a predicted model, not a curated record.